UCAGCCCCCUGCCCCCCGCCGCCUGCUGGGCCGGGCCGAGGAUGCAGCGUAGCCCCUCGUUGGUGGCCAGGCUCGCUCCGCUCCAGCGUGCUUGCUAACUUCCCCGGCUCCGUCCCUGCCUGCCGGGGCCGCUCCGUGUCCCCGAGCCCUCCGGGUCUGGUUCUCUAAGCUCUCCGGGCGCUGCCUCCGGGUCCCUCGUAGCCCGCCCGCGAGCUCGCGCUCCCCCCGCUGUGCCCCCAUCCUUGUCCUCACCAUGCUGCCCUUCGGCCUCGUGGCCGCCCUGCUGCUGGCCGCAGGGCCUCGGCCGAGCCUGGGCGACGAAGCCAUCCACUGCCCCCCUUGCUCCGAGGAGAAGCUGGCGCGCUGCCGACCCCCCGUGGGUUGCGAGGAGCUGGUGCGGGAGCCCGGUUGCGGUUGUUGCGCCACUUGCGCCUUGGGCUUGGGGACGCCCUGCGGGGUGUACACGCCACGCUGCGGCUCAGGCAUGCGCUGCUACCCGCCCCGGGGGGUGGAGAAGCCCCUGCGCACUUUGAUGCACGGGCAGGGCGUGUGUACUGAGCUGUCGGAGAUCGAAGCCAUCCAGGAGAGCCUGCAGCCCUCUGACAAGGAUGAGAGCGAACAUCCCAACAACAGCUUCAACCCCUGCAGCGCCCACGAUCAUAGGUGCCUGCAGAAGCAUAUGGCCAAAAUGCGAGAUCGGAGCAAGAUGAAGGUCAUGGGGACACCCCGGGAGGAACCCCGGCCUGUGCCGCAGGGCUCCUGCCAGAGUGAGCUGCACCGGGCCCUGGAGAGACUGGCUGCCUCGCAGAGCCGCACCCACGAAGACCUCUUCAUCAUCCCCAUUCCCAACUGUGACCGCAAUGGCAACUUCCACCCCAAACAGUGUCACCCCGCCCUGGAUGGACAACGCGGCAAGUGCUGGUGUGUGGAUCGGAAGACAGGAGUGAAGCUUCCAGGGGGCUUGGAACCCAAGGGGGAGCUGGACUGCCACCAGCUGGCUGACAGCUUCCAAGAGUGAGGCCUGCCAGCAGGUCUCCAGGUCACCUCCCAACCCCCCAUCUAGAGAAUCCCAGCCAGGCUGAUGGAGCCUGUGAGUCGAAACUUCAAGGAACUGGCUCCCCAGGCCCUUACACAGUCUCUAAAGUGCAAACAACAUAUUUUCACUAUGCAAUGGUAUUUAAUUACACAUAAAAACAGAGCCAUUAAACUGAAAUUAAACCCUU
This is a messenger RNA of Psammomys obesus (fat sand rat), 1223 nucleotides long. It is a transcript of the gene Igfbp4, whose product is annotated as insulin like growth factor binding protein 4. Gene Ontology annotation, cellular component: extracellular region. Gene Ontology annotation, molecular function: insulin-like growth factor II binding; insulin-like growth factor I binding. Lineage: Eukaryota; Metazoa; Chordata; Mammalia; Rodentia; Muridae. The record is from RefSeq and is a predicted model, not a curated record. Gene Ontology annotation, biological process: regulation of insulin-like growth factor receptor signaling pathway. The transcript has 5 exons. Bases 254 to 1018 code for a protein of 254 amino acids.